AUGGAUCUUGCUGUGGUUUUGUUUGAAACAGCGACACUUCGGUCAGGAUAUCUUUUACCAGACACUAAGGCAUAUGGAGAUAGAAUAGAAAGAAUGCUUCGCCUCAGUUUGAACAUUGACCCUGAUGCAAAGGUGGAAGAAGAACCCGAGGAAGAACCUGAAGACACCAUAGAAGACACCACAGAAGACACUGAGCAAGAUGAAGAAGAAAUGGAUGUAGGCACAGAUGAAGAGGAACAGGAACCAGAAAAGAAAUCAACAGCUGAAAAAGAUGAAUUUCUGCCCGCUCUGUCCGGGGUGAGACUUUGUGUCUCUGACCUGAAAUGCCUGUCUGGGAGGAGGAAACAGUGUGGGGCCUGCGGCAGGACUUUGUACCACGCAGAAGAAGCGGAGUGCAAUGGGAGGAGCUUCCACUGCUACCGCUUCCUGUGCUUUGUUUGCAGUAAAAGUUUAGCUAGCACAACAGUGGCAAUUCAUGAGGAAGAGAUCCACUGCGAAUCCUGCUAUGGAAACAAGUAUGGGCCCAAAGGCUACAGUUAUGGCCAGGGUGCAAGCACAUGCAACAUGGACCGUGGUGAGAGACUGCCUCAAGCUAGAAAGUGUUCGCACAGACCUAAAACAAAUCAGGAAUAUAAAGGUGCUAAGUGUUGCAGAUCUGGGGAUUCUGUGUAUGCUGCUAAGAUAAUUCGGGCUGGAAAGCUCUGGCACAAAAACUGUUUCCAAUGUGCAAAAUGUGGAAAGAGUCUUGAAUCAAUAACUCUGGCUGAGAAGAAAGGUGAAAUCUAUUAUAAAGGUUGUUAUGCAAAGAACUUUGGGCCCAAACAAUUUGGUUAUGGCCAAGGAGCUGGAGCUCUUGUUCACACUCAGUAA
This is a messenger RNA of Lepus europaeus (European hare), 870 nucleotides long. RefSeq names its product cysteine and glycine-rich protein 2-like. The record is from RefSeq and is a predicted model, not a curated record. Gene Ontology annotation, molecular function: structural constituent of muscle; ATP hydrolysis activity; ATP binding. NCBI's taxonomy places the organism in Eukaryota, Metazoa, Chordata, Mammalia, Lagomorpha, Leporidae. Gene Ontology annotation, cellular component: Z disc; nucleus; cytoplasm. Gene Ontology annotation, biological process: muscle tissue development; sarcomere organization; protein folding.